Molecule: messenger RNA, 405 nt
Organism: Adineta steineri
Lineage: Eukaryota; Metazoa; Rotifera; Eurotatoria; Adinetida; Adinetidae
Source: the annotation of a GenBank genome assembly
AUGGGUACCAGACGAAGUAGUCACACAGUAUCCACAUUAGCAAAUGGAUAUGUAUUAGUUGCUGGUGGUCGCAACGAUAGUAUUUCUCUCAAUAGUGCUCAAUUAUACAAUCCAUCAACAGGCAAAUGGACAAUAACAGGAAGCAUGAGUGUCAUACGACAUAUUCACACAGCGUCCACAUUAGCAAAUGGAUUAGUAUUAGUUGCUGGUGGACAGUCUGGAAUUGGUAGUUACCUCAAUAGUGCUGAAUUGUACAAUCCAUCAACAGGCACUUGGACGGCCACACGAAGCAUGAGUAUCGCACGAGCUUGGCACAUAGCAUCCACAUUAGCAAAUGGAAAAGUAUUAGUUAGUGGUGGAGUGGGCACCGGUAGUGUUAAUCUCGAUAGUGCUGAGCUUUAUUAA